Messenger RNA from Dromaius novaehollandiae (emu), 5333 nucleotides. RefSeq names its product adenylate cyclase type 10. Gene Ontology annotation, molecular function: adenylate cyclase activity. Gene Ontology annotation, cellular component: cytoplasm. The coding region runs from base 1 to 5259 and encodes 1752 amino acids. The record is from RefSeq and is a predicted model, not a curated record. Gene Ontology annotation, biological process: intracellular signal transduction; cyclic nucleotide biosynthetic process. The transcript is spliced from 33 exons. Lineage: Eukaryota; Metazoa; Chordata; Aves; Casuariiformes; Dromaiidae.
AUGGAGUGCCUUCCAGCUGGCAGCCGGCACAGCCGGCUCUUCCCGCUGCUCUGGGCGGAGUCAAGUCUGCGACCGAGCUGCCCCCGGCAGACGGAGGCUGCUCCGAGCAGCAGCAGCAGCGGCGGCGGCGGCGCCUCCGGGCUGUGGCCACGCCCCCUCCGCGCGGCGGGGGCGGGGGCUCCGCAGGCUCCGCCCCCCGCGGGCCCGCGGCCGUCGGCAGUUGGCAGCUGGGGGGGGCGGCGCCGGGGGCGGCCCUGCCCCGCGGGCCCUCCGCCCCCGCGGGCGGGGUCGCGUCCCGGUCGCCCUGCUCCAGGCCCAGCGCCGGCCGCUUCUCCCCGAGCAGCUCGCGGGUGCCCGGAGCGCGGGAGACAGGGCCGCGCCCGCAGCCCGGAGGCGCCUCCGCUGCUCCCGGGAGCAGCCUCCCCCCGCCUCCCCGGCCGCGGGCGCGCCGGAAGUGCCGCGCGGGCCGCAGAGGAAGUGACGGCGGGGCGGGGCCCGCCGGAUUCAAGCGGCGGGCGCCAUGGAGGUGCCGACCUUCCCCCGCUACAGCCCCGGCGACAUCGUCGCCGCCCUGCGCGGCCACGUGCUGGCCGGCUCCGAGGCCCGGGCCCUGGCCAAGGGCGACCUGUUCCCCGCCCCCAAGGUUUCACUGCUCUGACAGAGAAAUUCAGCCAGAGCAUCAGCCUAGAGCAGGGUGCGGAUGAGGUGACGCAAACCCUCAAUCACUACCUGAGCGACAUCUUGGAGGAGCUGCUGGCUUUUGGAGGGGACAUCUUGAAGUUUGCAGGGGACGCCAUGCUGGUGUUGUGGAGGGUAAAGCAGACCGAGUUGAAGGACACCAUCAGCCUGGUGCUGCAGUGCAGCCAGCAAAUCCAGGAGAAGUAUGGGAUCCGUGAGACGGACGUGGGCCAGAAGCUCCGACUGAAGAUAGGGAUCUCGGCAGGGCAUAUAUCCCUGCUGACUGUCGGAGACAAACGGGAGCAGCACUUCCUGCUCCUUGGCCAGACCGUGGGUGAAGUUUGGCAGGCCCAAAACCUUGCCACCGCAAGUGAUGUCGUCCUGUCAGCCGGCUGCUGGGAGCUGUGUGACCAGAGCAAGAUCACGGCAAAGAGAAUUAAAGGCCAAGCAGCUGCUGUGAAGGUUACAGGCGUGGAACGGAUGUCUGUGUGUCAACGUGAAGAACUCUUCUCUCAGUUUCCCCAAGCCCGGCUGAACUCCUCUUGUCCUGAACUGUCAGGCAUCCUGAGGCCCGCUGUUACCCUGGCCCCUUGUCACUCUCUGUGGAAGCUGCUGCGCAAGUACAUCCCAGCGACGGUGCUGAGGAAGCUUGAUGACAGACAGCCCCUGGACUACAUGUCUGAGCUCCGGCCAGUCACCUGCCUGUUUGUCAAGCUGCAUUUUGCUGCCCGUGUCAACUUAGCGCAGCUCUGCAAAGCUAUCCAGGACAGCAGCGUGAUGAUAUCGGAGAUCAUCCGUCCUUACAAGGGCGAGAUCAACAAGAUCAUCAUGUUUGAUAAAGGCUGCACGUUCCUGUGUGUAUUUGGACUCCCUGGAGAGAAGGUGCCCUACGAAAGCGUUCACGCCUUGGAAAGUGCUCUUAAAAUCUCCAAGGCGUGCUGCUCGAGGCCUAUGAAAAUCGAGGCGGUCUCCGUUGGGGUUACCAGUGGGACGGUGUUCUGCGGAGUCGUUGGCCAUCGUGUGAGGCACGAAUACACAGUCAUGGGCCAGAAGGUGAAUUUGGCAGCCCGGCUGAUGGAGAGCUACCCCGGCAUAGUGUCCUGUGACACAGCAACCUACGCCACCUCUCAGCUGCCCUGUUCCUACUUCAAGGAGCUGCCAGAGGUGAAGAUGAAGGGGGUUGCGGAUCCUGGCACCAUCCAUCAGUACCUGGGGAUGUUGGAGAAGCUCAUAGCUGGCAUGGAGGUUCCGAAGGCGAGGUCCGCGUAUCCCACCUUGCUCGGUCGGGAGAAGGAGAUGGCCCUCUUUGAAAGUUACUUGAAAGCCUACGUGGCUAGGAAAGAAAGCCGCAUCGUGGCAUUUGAGGGCGUUAUGGGCUCUGGAAAGAGCCAUCUCCUCACUGAACUUGCCUAUUUAGGCCAGGCUGCUGGGCACAGGGUAGUGGCUGUGGAGCUGACGGAGCAGAACCUGAGGCAGGCCUGCUCUGCCAUGCACAUGAUGCUGGCUGUGGCCAUGGGCCUCCAGGCCUGUCAGUCGUGCAGCGCCAGACAGCUCGUCCUGCAGCAAAAGCUCCGAGGGCUGAUGGGAGAGAGCAGCUACUGCCUCCUCAAUGUCCCUUUCCUGGUUAAGUUUCCGCUGUCGGAGAAGGUCUCCAAGAUGAGUGACGCUCAAAGGACAGCGGCACUGGAGUCAGUGCUUAAGAAAGUGCUACAGAAGACGGUUGAAGAAGAAGUUGUCGUAUUUGUCAUCGACAACGCGCACUACAUUGACGCGACCUCCUGGGCUUUUCUGUGGCGGAUGCUCAGAGAUGUCCCGGCCUUCCUGGUCAUGGGCUUGGCUCCUGGUCGCUCUAGAAGACAGAGGCUUUGCAAAACUGCAGCAGACAUCCUGAAGCUGCAGCAAACAACCUGUGUCCAUCUGGAAGAGCUGAAACCUUCAGCUGUUGUGCAGAAAGCCUGCCAGGCCCUUGGAGUUGUCAGCAUGCCCCGGGCCCUAGAGACGUUCCUGAUGCAGAGAAGCUACGGGAUCCCAUAUUACUGUGAGGAACUGCUGAGCCACCUUAAUCGCCACAACAUGCUCUUGUUCCACCCGCUGCGGAAGGAUGGAAAAACGGAGGCCAAGUGGGAGAGCCUCUUCACUUCUGCGAUGGAGGCUUCUCCUGGGGCAGCAUGCCACAGCUCCAGCGCGGGGAAGGACUGCAGGGUGUGCACCGUCAGACCUGACGUGAACCUGCAGAACACCGUGCUUCCCCCCACCCUGAAAGAGAUUGCGCUGACUGAGCUGGACAGCAUGGAGCCCUCAGAGCAGCUGGUUUUGAAGUGUGCAGCCAUCAUCGGGCUGAUGUUUACCACCGAGCUGCUGUUCCACAUCCUUCCCACGUGGACCAAGGCUAAGAUGGAGAAGGCAUUGAACGUCCUGGUGAGAGGCCGCAUCUUGAAGUGGCUGAAGGCUGAAAAGGUGGCGGAAGACAGCAGUGUUUCCACCGAGGGGUCCGUCGCCUCUCUGGAGGAAGAGUGCGGUGCCCAGAAGUGGUCCUCGGGUGAGACCGAGAAGACCGCGAGGCUGCAGUGCGGCGUCCUGGCCUUCUGCGCCCCGCUGCUGCGGGAGGCUGCCUAUGAGCUGUGGCCCAAGGCGCAGAGGGUGGCCAUGCACCACAAGUGCACGGCCUUCCUGCAGAGGCAAGUGCACAAGUGCCAGUGCUGCGGCGGAGGGGACUUUGUGGCUUUCCACCGCUUUGCCAUCAGCGGCAUCCAGGAGGGACAGAGCUGUGACGACUUCCCCAGCAAAUGCUACUUGCCCAGCUGGGAGGCCUCCCUGGGCCAACCCGAGACGGAGCGAGAUGAGCAGCCCACCACUUCGGAGACUGCAAAAGCGCUGCAGGAAGGGAAGAGCGUCCUGGUGGUGACUUCUCGAGCGACGCAGCGGUUUCUGGCCAAGACCGAACAGAUCCCUACGGUGGCCAGCGAGACCAAAGGGAUGCGCGGUGCCGUGCGUUCCUGCGAAUGCAAGGCCAUCGUGGAAUUGGUGCUCGUGCCCUUGGCUCACCACCACAUGGCAAUGGGCAACGAUGCCAGAGCCCUUUAUUAUCUGCUGGAGUGCGCGGCUGCCUACUUGCACGUCUGCGACAACUACCUGGCUUUUACAAAUCUGACCAAAGCAGAGGUCCUGAUGAGCUCGGAAAGGGCUAAGAAAGCCAAGGUGCUGGCCUGCUUUGAAGAAGCCACCUUCCUGAGCCUGAAAGGGGAGGUCUGCUACAAUAUGGGCUGCACGGACCUGGCAGAGAUGACGACGAGAAAGGCCUUGAGCCUGCUAAACAGGCAAUUCCCGGUCACCUCAGCUGGCGUGGUCUUUAAAUCUCUUCUGGAGAAGUUGAAGCAUGCCUCUUGGGAGGCGACCAAGGCCUCCUGCCUUCAUCAAGAGGCCAGGAGGGAGAGGCUCCCCUGGCUGCUCCGGCAGAGCCGCUGCCUUUUCUUGCUGCGGCAGCUCUUCAGCCUGGAGAGUGCUUCCAGCGGCCGGAGGCGCUCGCGCCUGGCAGCGCUCAUGGAGGUCAACACGGCCGAGGAGUCCGGGGAUGCGAGUCACAUCCUCUGGGCCUACGUGGAAUACGCCCAGCGCUGCCAGGACCUGGGCUGCCGGGAAGAGUGGCUGCAGUACGGGCGGGCGGCCAUGCAGCUCAGCUCCGACGUCGAGCCCUUUGGAGGAGGGGUAUUAAACGCCGCAAAAUUCGCCCAGGCCCUGUCCCAUCUGAACCUCAGCCUGGGAAAUCUGCCCCUCUCUGUCGAUGUCGGCUAUCGUGCCAAGAGCCUGUGCGCAGAGCUGGAGCAGCCCGAUCUAGACCGUGAGGUUCUGGCCACGCUCUUCACGGCGCUCUUCCUCCAGAUGAGGUACCCGGAAUGUGUGGAAGUGCUCGCCAGGCUAGAGAAGCAGGUGGCUGGAGAGCACCGGAUCAUCGGGCAGGCGUGCUUCUUCUCCUGCUGCUUAGACCUCUUGCUUUAUGCUGGCUGGGAGUAUAAGUCAUUUGAGGAGUGCAGGAGCUUCGUAGAGCAGAAUGAAGCAAACUGCAUCCUCAAAUCACAGAAGAGCAUCCUGUUUGGGCUGUUUUCAUCCCUGGCUCUUUGGUUUGCAAGGCUUGGGCAAUGGGACAACUUCCAGAAGCCCUUUGAAAAAGCCAAGCAGCUGCUGAAGGGAGCUGACGCCUCUGUGCCUGCCACGCAAGCGUGCAGUCGGCUCCUGGAGUGCUACAGCCUGCUGCUGAGAAAGGACAUUGAGCACAGCUCGGCGAGGGCCUGGGAGAGCCGUGCCGGGGCUCUAAGGCUGGCCGAAGAGGCUUUCGCGCGGUGCUCUACAAGCCCCGUCUUCUACGCCAGAGUCUACCACCUGAAAGCGUACAUUUUCCGCAUGCUGGGUGACAAACACGAGAGCCAGCUGUGCCUCACCCAGGGCCUCCAAGCCUGUGCGCUGAAUGGCAACCUCCUGGAGAAGACGUGGCUGGAGAUGAGCUCUGAGCAGUGGUCCACUGGAAAGGCCUUCAGGCACCAGUCUCCCCCGGGGCCAGCUCCCGAAGCAAAGCCAGAAGUCUAGCUCCAGGUACCUGCUGAAGCUGCCAGUACUGCAGAGCACGGAUGCUCCUCCAUGAAUUAAAUAAUUAAAUCCCA